Myxozyma melibiosi is the source of this 171-nucleotide messenger RNA. RefSeq names its product ribosomal protein S14. Gene Ontology annotation, biological process: translation. The coding region runs from base 1 to 171 and encodes 56 amino acids. Gene Ontology annotation, molecular function: structural constituent of ribosome; zinc ion binding. The transcript has 3 exons. Gene Ontology annotation, cellular component: ribosome; cytosolic small ribosomal subunit. Lineage: Eukaryota; Fungi; Ascomycota; Lipomycetes; Lipomycetales; Lipomycetaceae. The record is from RefSeq and is a predicted model, not a curated record.
AUGGCUCACGAGGACGUUUGGUAUUCGCACCCCAGAAAGUACGGCAAGGGAUCGCGUCAGUGCCGUGUUUGCGCUCACAAGGCUGGUUUGAUCCGCAAGUACGGACUCAACAUCUGCAGACAGUGCUUCCGGGAGUACUCCAAGGACAUUGGAUUCGUCAAGAACCGAUAA